Messenger RNA from Gadus morhua (Atlantic cod), 2860 nucleotides. RefSeq names its product glycerol-3-phosphate acyltransferase 3 (gene gpat3). Gene Ontology annotation, biological process: triglyceride biosynthetic process. Gene Ontology annotation, molecular function: glycerol-3-phosphate O-acyltransferase activity. The record is from RefSeq and is a predicted model, not a curated record. NCBI's taxonomy places the organism in Eukaryota, Metazoa, Chordata, Actinopteri, Gadiformes, Gadidae. Gene Ontology annotation, cellular component: endoplasmic reticulum. The transcript has 12 exons. The coding region runs from base 371 to 1729 and encodes 452 amino acids.
AGCGUUAAUGUCCAACUUUUCACCAGGACUCUUUUGCCUCUGAGCUCUGAAAGCUUUGCACUUGGACUUUUUGGUCUCUUUUCGGAAAUAUAUGACUCAUUAAUUCAAGACGACGAACGAGGAAUAUAUAAUGGAUUUUUGCAGCAUGGGCGUUGUCCAUUUUCUAGAUCCAACUUUCCCAAUAUGAUUUUUAAGCAAGUGUGGAAUAUGCCCCUUUAACUCUGUGGCAUUUCCUUUGCAUUGUACUGUCUAGCACUUACUUCCUACGAUUAUACCAGAGGGACUCCUUUUAGUGAAAUCCAUUUGGAUCGCAAAGACGACUUUUCUCGGGUGUCUCGGAGCGUAAACGCGGUACGUCCGGCGGGUCUCGAUGGAGGACCCCUGGGGUACAGCUCUUGCCCUGUUCCAAGUGUGGAUAUCAGUACUUUUGUGUCUCGUCAUGCUACCUGCGAUGUUCGGUCUCUCCCUGGGCGUCACAGGGGUCUAUAUUCAGAUAUUAGUCCAGAUUUUAGAGUGGGCCACACUAAGAAUCCAACGAGGACGCAAAGAGAAGACCAGUGUGCCUAUUCCCCUGCCCAACGGGAUCAUACAUCGAGACGGGGGCUCCAUGGCACAGGAGAUGCUGGAAGUGCGGGGGUCCCGGCCCGGAGGGGACUUUACCCUGGGAGACGUCUUCUACUUCUACAAGAAGGGCAUGGAGAGCCUCGUGGACGACCAGGUCACACAGUGCUUCUCCUCCGAGGAGCUGGCCUCCUGGAACCUGCUCACGCGCACCAACCAGAACUUCCGCUACAUCAGCCUCCGUCUCACCGUGAUCUGGGGCGUGGGCGUCUUUGUGCGCUACUGCCUUCUCUUCCCCCUCAGGAUUACACUGGCUACCAUUAGCUUCACCUGGCUGGUAAUCAGCACUACACUGGUGGGGUUUCUACCUGAGACCAGUGCAAAGCAUUGGCUCAGUGAGGUGGCCCAUCUGAUGUUCUACAGGAUCUGUGCCCGGGGUCUCUCUGCCACCAUCCGCUACCAUAACAAAGAGAACCGACCAAAGAAAGGCGGCAUUUGCGUGGCGAACCACACAACGCCGAUCGAUAUAAUCAUACUGGCCAACGACAGAUGCUACGCCAUGGUGGGCCAGGUUCACGGGGGCCUGAUGGGGGUCAUCCAGAGGUCGAUGGUGAGGUCGUGUCCCCACGUGUGGUUUGAGAGAACGGAGAUGAAGGACCGCAACACUGUCACCAACAGGUUGAGAGAACAUGUGACCUGUGAGGACAAGCUGCCAAUCCUGAUCUUCCCUGAGGGAACCUGCAUCAACAACACAUCCGUCAUGAUGUUUAAGAAGGGAAGCUUUGAGAUCGGAGGGACUAUUUACCCUGUGGCCAUUAAGUACGACCCGCGGUUCGGGGACGCGUUUUGGAACAGCGCCAAGUACAACAUGGUCAGCUACCUGCUGCGGACGAUGACCAGCUGGGCCAUCGUGGUCAACGUCUGGUACCUGCCCCCCAUGACCCGACUGGACCAGGAGGAUGCCUCUCAGUUUGCCCAGAGGGUGAAGUCAGCCAUCGCACUAAAGGGCGGUCUCAUAGACAUGGCAUGGGACGGCGGACUGAAGCGGGCUCGGGUGAAGGACUCCCUGAAGGAGGAGCAGCAGAAGAUGUACAGCAGUAUGAUCGUAGGACCAGACGGACCUAGUGACCUAGCUGCUACUCCUCCACUCCUCGACUUACAGGACUAAAGCCGACUUUAGGACUAGAGCAUACCGGAACACACCGGAACACACCGGGCCACAUUUCUUUUUUAUGAAAGACUGCAAAAAAUGUUACGCUUCGUCUAUUUGUAAGAAUGUGUGAACAUUCUCAUUGUAAAUGGUUCUCUUGUGGUUAUUGUUAUGAUAUUGUUAGCUGUUUUUGGUAUUGAGACUUUUUAAAUGUACAUUUUGAGCAAAAUAUAUUAUUUUACCUGUACUUCGGAGCGUUAAAACUUUUUUUCACAUAAUAUGAUAUCUUACAGACAGACAAUAAUUAUGUCUUCCUUUUGAUGUGGAACAUUUCAAGAAUUUAGGUUCUUGAUAUUUCACGACAUGGUGUGAGUAAUGAUAAACAUUUCAAAAUGUAUCAGUGGGGCCGUGUUCGUACCACUAGGAGGCAGUAUUUACUUACAUGAUGUGCCUUUGAAUAAUAUUGGCCUAUUCAACAGACUGCCUUAUAGACUUGGGUAAUGUCUCCUGACGUCAACAAGAUGAAUUAAUCAAAAGUUUUGAAAUUAAAAUUAUAUAUUUAACCUUAGCCGCUGAUAAUAAUCAUCUGCGACUUCCAUAGACAAAAGAUAUACUGAAUAAGAGAAAAACUAAUUCACAAUUGAUUCCCGACUUAUCGCCUAAUAGCCUACUAACGCUCGAUGUUGACAUCGGUCUUAUUUACUAAUGAAAAAACCGACUCAUUAAAAACUCUGAAUCAUGCAUGUAGUCCUAAUAAUAAAAAGAAAACAGCCGGCUUGUAUAUUUUAUGUAGGCCCAUCAAAUCUAAAACGGCAUAAUUUAUACAUUCUUAUUCGAUUUUCUUAUGGGAUGCAGAUAUCACAAUAUUAUAGCUUCCUAUAUUUAUCUGUUUAAAACCACUGUUGGAAAAUGUGCGAGAAAGUUGUCUAAAGGCCUAAUCCCUGUACCCGGACAGUCAACCCGCAAGCUUCCUUAAAAAAGAAAAGAAAAAGCUGCUUUAUUACAAUAUAUAUUUUUUUAAGUGUGACAGAGGAAACUGCAACAAAAAAAAAAGAUGGAGAAAAAAAAAUCGGGAAUUGUGCAGCAGAUGUGUAGGCGCGACAUGUUUAGUGUGACCGUCCUUUAAUAAAGAAACCAGAGACUGUGAAA